CAAGUUCUAUUCGACGGAACGGGAUGAUCCCUCGAUGACGACAAACAUGCAAAAGGAUCAAAAAGCAAACAUCUGUCAAACUAGUGCAAAAACGUGAAAGAUUUUCCGUACUCGCAAGCCGCUGUCGUGCAAAAAUCAGUUUUAUUUCAAUGUUCAACCCCAUUUAACAAAACACCCCGACUUCUAAUUAAUUCGACGAACGAUAUAUACGAAACUUUGAAAGUAAAGUGAGCUGUUUCAUCAACUUCGACAAAAAAAAAUGUACGAUCUGAAACCAAUCUUGAAACCGGUCCACGUCGAACUUCCGACGUGCAUGUAUCCGAUGAAACCGGUCAUCCAACACGGUGUCGCGAUGGCGGACCAAAGCAGCACGGUAUUUAUGGAUCUUUUGUCCGAAAAAAUUAAGAUCUUACUACUCAAGGAAGAUCUUCCCGAAAUCCAAGCACUGGCAGUCAAGCAAGAGAAGAUCCUGAAACAAUUGGCUGAACUGCGGGAGCAGUUAGUUUCGAUGCGAACGGAUUUGAAAGUUUGCAACAAGCCAGCCCAACCAAGCGCCCAGACAGCACCCGCCAAAACCGGCGCUAAAAGCAAACCGCAAACGACAAAGGUCGAACCUAUCAAUGCAUCCUAUCUGCAAGACUUCGUGGUCAAUGCUAGCCCUGAAAAUAUUCCCUACGGAUUGCUAGCCCUGAAGAAGCUAUGGAUCGAUCGUUUGAAUCUGCAGGUGGAGUGUUUCACCCACUCCACUAUCCCUAAACUCAACGAAGAGGCAGUCCACUUUCAAAACCAGAUCACCAGUUUCGAGCCAAAACUGGAGAAUCUGCCACGCAUUCUGGUGACCCUUAUUUGGAAAAACGUCGGUACCUACACCGAAAUGAUCACUUCCCCGACGGCGUACGUUCCGAUCUGCGGAGAGGUCAAUAUCCUGCGCUUCCUAUCCCGUUGCGGACCAAGCGAGUUCAAUUACGAAAGAAACGACGACGUUGCCGAGGUGGAUUCAAUCUUGGACACGUGCUAUCAGCUGAUCAACAAGCAGAACGUCAAGGACAAGAAACAGGUGCUUAAAACUCUCAGUUCCAAACUGGGAAAGACGCCCAGCUUCGGCGGAAGUGAUGUCUCUCUGUGCGACAUUGCGGCUACCAGUGCGAUCAAGCAGGUGCAGAAGGCGCUUGCCAAGGAUAUUAAUCCCAACGUUGCGAAGCUGAUUGGCCGAGUUUCGGCCGUAGUGGGCUUCUAAAACUAGCAGGUGAAACGCAAAGGAUUUCGACGCGAACGAACUUUUUUUUUAUUUAAAACUUUUGCUAUAAGUUGACAGUGCGAUGCGCAUUUCCCCUACUCUUUUAGCAUUUGAAUUCAGCAGCACAUAAAAAUGUUACUUGAAGUGAAA
Aedes aegypti (yellow fever mosquito) is the source of this 1387-nucleotide messenger RNA. It is a transcript of the gene AIMP2, whose product is annotated as probable aminoacyl tRNA synthase complex-interacting multifunctional protein 2. The transcript is spliced from 5 exons. NCBI's taxonomy places the organism in Eukaryota, Metazoa, Arthropoda, Insecta, Diptera, Culicidae. Gene Ontology annotation, cellular component: aminoacyl-tRNA synthetase multienzyme complex. The record is from RefSeq and is a predicted model, not a curated record. The coding region runs from base 260 to 1237 and encodes 325 amino acids.